Molecule: messenger RNA, 668 nt
Organism: Dreissena polymorpha
Lineage: Eukaryota; Metazoa; Mollusca; Bivalvia; Myida; Dreissenidae
Exons: 4
Coding region: 1-369 (122 amino acids)
Source: RefSeq, a predicted model, not a curated record
AUGAGGGUUCUCACAACGACGGGGAAAGGCGUCGGAUACUUUUUCAUCAUCGUGUCCAAAGUUGAGGCAGCAUUCAAGUGUUACACGUGCGUUGGUAUCUCCGACAAAGACAGUUGCUCCGAUGAAUUCACAAAAAGUUCAAGCUUGGAGAGUUCAUCAAAUUGCAAUGCCUGCACAAAGACAAAAACGAACGGAAUCGUAGCGAGGGUUUGCUCCCCAAUUUCACUUGGUGGGAACAAGUGUGAGGAGUCCAACGGUAUCGAGGUGUGCAUCUGUGAAAGUGAGCUCUGCAACGGCUCCAACAACCUAGCCGUAUCCAUGGUAACGCUGUUGGCUGCCACGCUCGCCGUCUACUUCGUUAAAUUUUAAUAGCUUCUUUACCCUUUCCCACUCUUGAUCAAAGUUAAAAUUGUUAUAAGCACCCAGCAUAAAACCAGAGCAACCUGCUAGUAACUCGCAUUCUAUUCAGGGUAAAGCUGUAAACUGCAUGCUGCUCAUCAGUAUCUAAGGGUCGGGAAUUAUGGCUUAAAAACUUGAAUUUAAAAAAAAGGUCUUAAGUUUAUUUCUCAUGGAUUGCACACGCGUCAAAGUGCUUGCCUGAGUGGAAAAGGUUUAAGAUUGGGACGAAUCAUUUUUGAUUUUAUGCUUUGUGGUAUACGUUUGUAAGA